This is a messenger RNA of Maylandia zebra (zebra mbuna), 3950 nucleotides long. It is a transcript of the gene nolc1, whose product is annotated as nucleolar and coiled-body phosphoprotein 1. Lineage: Eukaryota; Metazoa; Chordata; Actinopteri; Cichliformes; Cichlidae. Gene Ontology annotation, cellular component: nucleoplasm; nucleolus. Gene Ontology annotation, molecular function: protein binding. The record is from RefSeq and is a predicted model, not a curated record.
UCCGUCACUUCCUUUUCCAGAAGAACGUGUUGAAGAUGGCGGCGGAGAAGUCGGUACCGAGUGAUCUUUUCAAAUGCGUGUACUCGUUUCUGGUGGAGAACAAGUUCACCAAAGCGGCUCAGGAGUUCUUGAAAAAGACUAAAGUGGCUCCGCAAGAUCAGAAUGAGGAGAGACUCGUCAAUAUCUACAACUUCUGGGUGAAAUCUCCCGAAGCCAAAAAACGAAAGGUGCCUCCGAACUGGACGGGACCGUCAGCCAAGAAGGCAAAACCCAGCACUGAGAGCUCCAGCAGUGAAGAGUCAAGCAGUGAGGAUGAAGAGGCUGGCGCAAAACAAACUAAAGUAGCUCCUGCAGCAGCCAAAAAGGGGCCUGCUAAAGCAGCAGCUACUAAAGCUGCAUCCAGCAGCAGUGAAGACUCUAGUGACUCUGAGGAGGACAAAGCUCCUGCAAAGCCUGCUGCAAAGGCACCUGUGAAACAACCUCCUGCUGCUGCAGGUAGCACAAGGAAAAAGGAUAGCAGCUCCAGCAGUGAAGAGUCUGACUCUGAGGAAGAACAAACCGCCAAAGCUCCUGCACAAAAACCCAAGGCUGGUGCAGUCACAACACCCAAAGCAGCUGUUGCUGCCAAAGGUGCAGCUCAAAAGAAGAAGGAGAGCAGCAGCAGCGAAGACAGCUCCUCAGAUUCUGAAGAUGAGAAGCCAGCCAAGGCUCCAGUCAAACCAGCUCCAGUCAAACCAGCCCCAGUAAAUAAAGCUGGUGCUGAGUCAAGUAGUGAAGACUCUUCAUCAGAGGAUGAGGCUCCUCCCAGCAAAAAACCCAAAGCAGGAGCAUACAGUGCUGUACCACCUCCUGCUUCAAUCCACAAAGCUCCUGCUGCACCAGUAGCAAGCAAGGCCAAGGACAGCGACUCUUCAGACAGCAGUGAUGACAGCAGUGAUGACGACAAAAAGGUGGCAGCAAAACCAGCCCCCGUAAAGUCACCUGCAGCCAAACCUGGAGCGUCCAAACCUGCUGCAAAGAAGCAGGAGUCCAGCUCAGAGAGCUCUGAUUCCAGCUCAGAAGAGGAGACGGCCAAGAAGCCUGCAGGUAAAGGAGCCCCAGUCAAAACUUCUCCAGCUAAAGAGGUGAAGAAACCUGCAACAAAGGUGACUCCUGCUAAAGCGGCUCCAGCUAAGUCCGCUAAAGAUGAAUCCUCCGAGGAGGACUCCAGUUCAGAGGAGGAGGAGGCAGCAAAGAAACCCCCAACCAAAGCUGCACCUGCCAAGACUACGCCAGCUCAGAAAGACGAGUCCUCGAGCUCAGAUUCAGAUAGCAGCUCUGAAGAUGAGGCCCCAGCAAAGCCUCCCACAAAAACCGCAACCCCAUCCGCAGCUUCUGGAGCUUCUAAACCCCAAGCCAAGGCAGCAGAGACCAGCUCUGACUCGGAGGACUCCUCUGAGGAUGAGGAAGAGCCAGUGAAAGCCAAGCCUGCUAAAACGGCUACACCAACUUCAAAGCCUGCAGCAAAGCCCCCUGCAGCAAAGCCCCCUGCAGCAAAGCCCCCUGCAGCAAAGCCCCCUGCAGCAAAGCCCCCUGCAGCAAAGCCCCCUGCAGCAGCAGAGAGCAGUUCAGAGUCUGACUCUUCGUCUGAAGAUGAAGAAGAGCCUGCUAAGACUAAACCAGCAGCAGCUAAGCCAGCUUCAAAGAGUUCCACCCCUGCAGCUAAGCCUGCUGCUGCAGCAGAAAGCAGCUCUGACUCCGACUCCUCAUCAGAAGAUGAAGAACCGGCCAAGGCCAAGCCAACAGCAGCUAAGCCUGCAACACCAGCUUCAAAGAAGGCUACUCCGGUAGCAAAGGCUACUCCUGCAGCAGAGAGCAGCUCCGACUCCUCCUCUGAAGAUGAAGAGCAGCCAGCCAAGGCUAAACCUGCAGCAGCUAAAGCUGCUACUUCAGCCUCAAAGCAUGCUAAAUCUGCAGGAAAGGCCGCUAAACCUGCAGGAAAGCCUGCCCCGAAAGAGAGUAGCUCAGAGUCCUCUUCUGAGGAUGAUGAAGAGCCAGCUAAGACCAAGCCAGCAGCAGCUAAGCCUGCUACGCCCGCUUCAAAGCCUGCUACUCCUGCAGCUAAGACUGCUGCUGCAGAAGAAAGCAGCUCUGACAGCUCAGACUCAGAGGAUGAGGCAGCUAAGAAACAAGCUCCAGUUGCUUCCAAGAAGCCCGCCCCUGCAGCUGAGAGAACAACAAAGGCAGCGCCUGCAGUCAAAAAGGCAAAAAAAGCAGAGGAGAGCAGCUCUGAUUCCUCAGAUAGCUCUGAUUCAGAGACGGAGACCCCCGUGACUAAGUCUACAGUUGCCAACGGCAAGGCAGCAACUCCCAAGACGGCAGCAGCAUCAGCGAAGGUUGCAGCAAAGCCAGCAGAGUCAUCAUCCAGCGACAGCAGCUCUGAGGAGAGUUCAUCAGAUGAGGCUAAAGUGCCACGUAAAGCAGCCACUGCACCCAACACCCCAAAAAACAGUACUAAUGGAAAAAGAAAAAAGGAUGAAGAAUCAUCAGAAAGCGAAGAGGAAGAAACGGAUUUAAAAACACCAAAAAAUAAGAAGGCCACAACCACACCACAGACUUUCCCUAAAGCCAAUAAGAAGUCUACCAACGUACCCUUCCGUAGAAUAAAAGACGACGAAGUAAAUGUGGACCCGCGCCUUGCAGACAAUUCGUUUGAUGCAAAGAUGGGAGCCAAUGGAGACUGGGGCCAGAAAGCUAACGAUGUGCUCAAGUUCACAAAAGGUAAAUCAUUCCGCCACGAAAAGACAAAGAAGAAAAGAGGAAGCUACCGUGGGGGAGCCAUCUCCACUUCAGUCAACUCCAUUAAGUUUGACAGCGACUGAGAAAGUCCACAACCUCCCAUUUCAACUGUACUGUACCGGACAGAUCAGGAAUACAAGUUGUCUGCUCAAACCACCCUCCUGUAAACAGUCUCUCCAGCAGUAGCAGCAGCACACUAACAGAAGAUGGUCCAUCACACUGAACUGGCCCUUUGAUUCGACUUUGCUUUAGUCUGUAAUGGAGUUUACAUUUAGCAGAGCUGUGGCAGCAGGGAAAUGUGCUCCCAACUGUGACAUCACUUAUAGCCACUAGGUGGCUGCAGCCACUGGCUAAUGGAGAAAAUGUUUGGCUCUUUCUGCUUGUUUUCACAACCUCCUUUCUUCUUAAAUGGUGAAUGUUUGUAACAUUAAGCAAUCUUCUUGUCUAGGUAUGAUCGAAAUUAAUCCAUCUAUACAUGUUCUUCAUUUUCAAAUUUGUUUUUUGUUUAAUAGACUACAUGGAUUCUUGAUGUUUGUCCCUUUUUCUUUUUUUUUUCUUCUUUGUCCACAUUUAAAUGUGAAGAGGUUUGGGGCUUUUUCUUAACAUCACAAGAAAACCUAUCAAGUAGAAAUUUUAUACUGUAUUUAUUAUGUUUUAUUCCACUUCAAUCUUUAAGGGCCUCUCAAGGUCUUUUCUCUGUUCAAGGAUUUUUUUUCUUUGGAUCCGUUCCCUUUGUUAGGAAGUCCUUUCAGUCCCUCCCUGUACUGUUCAGUGGUAUUAAGUAUGUAAUUCGAACAUAGCCAUGCUCGUUUCAGUUAUUUGAUUAUCAUAUGAGAUCCUGUGUACCGCUGUCAUUUUUUUUUUUCUUUUACACCUCAAAUCUGUAAAUAAAGACUAAACAAUAUACUGGUGAUGAUUUCAUGGACAGUUCACUCACUGUUUGCUCAGCUGACAGUUUUACAUGUGCACAAUUGGAGAGGAACUCCAAUUUUUAGUAUCUGCACAUACCAAGUUGUUGCGUGUGUGCUGAUAUUGUUGUUGGCAAAUUAACGGUCUAGAAAGUACAUAUUUUUAAACUUUGUUAACCCUUUAAACCCUGAACUGUGGAAUAACAGCCAGAAAAAAAUAUUUUCUUUUUAAAUUGAGUGCUUAUUAAACCUUAAUGAAAUAAA